AUGGUUCAGGCUAUCAGCUUCUGCAGCAACGAGCUCUGCUUGAUAGUGAAAAAAGUGAAAAAUUCGAAAAAAAAAAAAAAAAAGAAACGGUUCCAGAGUAUGGCAAGCGAACGUCCUACUCUAGUUAUAAAUGCCUCGAGUCAAACAAUUGAAACGAAGAGUUACCGUGCGUACGUGAAUGUGGGACCCGGCUGGUAUACUAUGGUGGGUGUGUAUACGCGCGUAGCUAAAAAAAAAAUUCAAAAAGAAAAUAAAAAAAAUGCUGGUAUCCACUCUUUUAAAGUAUUCCAGUGUAUGCGCUUUAGUGUAGUGAAAAAAAAUAGAAAAAAAAAGGAAAAAAAAGAAUCGAAAGCGGAAAGUAUGGGUGUCUGGGUGUGA
Dujonia railenensis is the source of this 378-nucleotide messenger RNA. The record is from the annotation of a GenBank genome assembly. NCBI's taxonomy places the organism in Eukaryota, Fungi, Ascomycota, Pichiomycetes, Serinales, Debaryomycetaceae.